ACUGCGUAGCUCUUCUUCCGGUGGAUAAGCGCCUACGAAAGUGCAGUAGAACCGCCAUUCUUCGAACUGUGGAGCUUCGUGAAUUGCCCAGCGAAAAAUGGCGGCAGCUUCAUUUAGUUGCUUUGCUCUUCCUUCUAAGUUCGGGAAUCUUUCCCUUAAUGCUUCUUCCUCCUGUUUGCCUGUUUCCUCUUCUUCUUUGGCUCUCAGAUCUCUCAGUUUCUCGUCCAAUGUUUCAGUUUCUGCCUUCUCCGAUGGGUGCCUGUCGAUGAGUGGAGCUCAGAGGCCACUUCGUUACUCUGUGGUUUGCGAGGCGGCUCCUCAGAAAAAGGCUGAUUCUGCUGCAAAGAGAGCCCGGCAGGCUGAGAAAAGACGCACUUAUAACAAAGCCCGGAAGUCCGAAAUCAGAACCAGAAUGAAGAAGGCUAUGGAAGCUUUAGAUGAUCUGAAGAAGAAACCUGAAGCACAAUCAGAGGAAGUCCUGCCAGUUGAGAAGCUCAUAGCAGAAGCAUACUCAGUGAUCGACAAAGCCGUGAAAGUCGGAACAUUGCACCGAAACACUGCAGCACAUCGAAAAUCUCGGCUAGCCAGAAGAAAGAAAGCUGUAGAGAUCCACCAUGGCUGGUACACCCCUGCCUCACCAGCAGCUGCCUGAUGCUACCCUCUUGUUCUCAUUGCUGAAGAAGGAGUGGGAAGAUCAGAUCAGAUAUUGACAAGUUUGUUUCAUUUUCCUUCAUCUGUUUCUCUUAUUUUGAUAUUUAGUUUGAAUCUUGUUCUUUGUCUACUGCCGAAGUUUCACUUCUAUAUCAUCUGCUCUUGGUUAAUGGUUCCA
This is a messenger RNA of Cucurbita maxima (winter squash), 829 nucleotides long. RefSeq names its product 30S ribosomal protein S20, chloroplastic-like. Gene Ontology annotation, molecular function: small ribosomal subunit rRNA binding; structural constituent of ribosome. Lineage: Eukaryota; Viridiplantae; Streptophyta; Magnoliopsida; Cucurbitales; Cucurbitaceae. Gene Ontology annotation, cellular component: small ribosomal subunit; ribosome. The record is from RefSeq and is a predicted model, not a curated record. Gene Ontology annotation, biological process: translation. The coding region runs from base 98 to 652 and encodes 184 amino acids. The transcript has 3 exons.